Brettanomyces bruxellensis is the source of this 1914-nucleotide messenger RNA. RefSeq lists its product as uncharacterized. NCBI's taxonomy places the organism in Eukaryota, Fungi, Ascomycota, Pichiomycetes, Pichiales, Pichiaceae. Gene Ontology annotation, molecular function: actin binding. The coding region runs from base 1 to 1914 and encodes 637 amino acids. The transcript has a single exon. The record is from RefSeq and is a predicted model, not a curated record.
AUGACCAUCCUCACUUCAGAAGACAAAGAGAAAAUCAAGCGAGCGAUUCCAAAAGCAUCGAAUAAGAUUAUAGAUGCUACAGCAGCGAGGCUCUAUAUAGCAUAUCCAGAUACAAAUGCGUGGAAAUUCACAGGUCUUUCUGGAGCCAUUGUGUUUUCAGAUGAUUUAGUUGGGCAUACGUUUUUCUUGAAAAUGGUGGAUAUUCACGGAAACAGAGGAGUCUUGUGGGAUCAGGAGUUGUAUGUGGACUUUCAGUACAAUCAGGACAGACUCUUUUUCCACACCUUUGAGUUGGAUGAAUGCCUUGCGGGACUUCUGUUUGAAGAUAAGAAAGAUGCCCAGCAUUUUUACAAAAGGGUCGCCCACAGGGAAAAGUAUGGUUCCAAGCAGACUUUGCACAACAAGAAGGCCAUUGAAUUGAAGAAAAAGCCUUCUGCAGAUACCAAUGAGCGGAAAAUCGGCCUUCGUGGCGAUUUAUCACAGAGUACGGCGGCAAAUGAUGGAAUUUCAAAUGAGCAGAGGAUAAGACGGGCCCAUGGAGUAAUUUAUUAUGACAAGGAGCCUCCACCAGAGUGGAGAUCUUUCUAUAAGGAGCUUGAAAGUGUGGGUAUAAAGGAAAGUAUGAUUGCAGAAAACAGAGAAUUCAUUAAGGACUAUAUUUCCAAGCACGGGGGACCGUUGGUUGGACUCGAACCCCCAAUUCCUCGUAAGUACAUGUAUAAAACCGUUGAAAGUGAUGUUGCAUCCAGGAAAAGCUCUGUUUCUUCAUCUACAAGAAGAAAAAAAGCCCCUCCUCCUCCUCCCCCUGCUGCCGGUGGUAUUUCUUCAUCUUCCGUCUCUUCUUUGGCGAAAAAUCCAGAGUCUGCCGCCUCAUCCCAGCAUUCCGCAUCUCCAGAUCCAUUUGCUGCACCAAGUUCUGCCGCUACCACAUCUCCACAGAAGCAUUUCGUGCCUCCUCUGCCUGCAUCCGUGCACCAGCAGCAACUGCAACAACAAACACCACAACCAUUUGCAAGACCUCUGCCUCCCCAGCCUGGCCUACCGCCAAGAAAUGGCACUGUGCCCACCUUGCCCGUUAGAGCCACGGCUAAUGCCCCUCCUCCUCCUCCACCUCGGAAUUCAAACCCAACAUCGCAGAUUUUGCCCCAAAAUGCCUCACGAAGGUCUGCAGCACCGCCACCUCCGCCACCAAGAAGAACUGGACCUCCUCCUCCCCCUUCGAGAAACACAACGCACAAAAUUUUGACGCCUCCUCCUUCCCAAAGACAGAGUACAACCCAGCAACCAACUUUCACCGCCACUUCACCGCCACGGACAACUUUCCCGGCUGCACAACCAACACAGCAGACGCAGUAUGGCUAUUCACGGCCUGCAGUUCAGGCUCCGGUGGCUUCCCCACAAUCUGCAUCCAUCUCUACAUCACCACCUCCUCCUCCUGCUUUCCCUGCAUCGUCUGUUGCCGCAAACUCUCUAUCUUCUGCCAUUCCGGCGGCUCCUCCGGCUCCUCUGGCUCCUCCUCUUCCUCCCACUGGUCAGCAAGGUGGAAAUUCGGCUAUUCCGGCGGCACCUCCUGCACCGCCUGCACCUACUACUCCUUCUGCACCGCCUGCUCCUCCUGCGCCCACUACUUCAUCUUCAAAUUCUGCACCCGCCCUCCCACAAGUGGAUUCUGGCAGAGAAGCACUUCUUGCUUCAAUCAGGGGUGCUGGAAUUCAGUCGCUCAGGAAAACAGACAAAACGCAUUUGGACAGACCAAGUCCACUAUUGCAGAAGAAAAGCGGUGCGUCCGAACAAGUUUCUUCGCCGGGUGCAACUCCCGGACAGCCUGGCAACUUGGCUGAUGCUCUUGCAGUUGCCUUAAAGGCCAGAAAGGACAAAGUGUCGCAGUCCGAUGAUGAGGAUGACGAUUGGUGA